Porites lobata is the source of this 987-nucleotide messenger RNA. NCBI's taxonomy places the organism in Eukaryota, Metazoa, Cnidaria, Anthozoa, Scleractinia, Poritidae. The record is from the annotation of a GenBank genome assembly.
AUGGUUCAUUGGCUGUUAGCCGCCAUCUCAUUGACUGUCUCACCUUUUACCAUAACUUUGAACGCGUUAGUAAUCAUAGCUGUGACUCAAAGGAAAGAGCUACAAAAACACUCCAACAUUCUAUUAUCAAGCAUCGCGCUGGCAGAUUUUCUAACAGGCAUUGCAUCCAUACCCGCUGUCACUACUUCCUUGGUAACGGUCCACGAAGGCUCCCUUAAGCUUGUAUGUACGAUAAACAGAGUAGCUUUAAGCUUAGAGGAUUUCUUACGCUUCUGUUCCCUGUGCCAUCUGACCAUGGUUGCCUGGGAAAGGUUCGUAGCCAUACGGAGAUCAAUGGACUACAAGGUAAUUAUGACAAAAUCGUUUCUUACCAAGAUUGCAAUCUUCGCUUGGUUGUCGGCGAUUUUUACAUGGCUGCCUUUGUUCAUUAUGUUAACGACAAGCGUGGAAGUUGACCUAGUUCGCAUCGGGAUCCUGAUUAUAAAUGUCUGUGGAGUCAUACUCGUUGUCUUCAUUCUAUAUUUCUAUGCCAUGGUUUACCACGAAGUACGAAAACGUCGCACGAGCGAUAUAAGAUUGAUUACUGCUCAACUUCAGGCAAAACGAGAAUCUAACGUUGCCAAAACGACUGGUUUAAUAACAGCUGCCCUUCUUUUGACAAUUGCCUUAGGCAAUAUUCUCCCGAAAGUAAUAUUACUACAAUUUCCAGCCUUGCAUCUUCGUUUCGUUUUCCAUAUCUCAAGGACACUAGUUCGGCUAAACUCGGUCUUAAAUCCUAUCCUUUACUGCUAUAGAGACCGUCGUUUUAGGAAGGCAAUUAAGGAGCUUUUGAGAAUAAGAAAAACACAAGAAACCCAGAAAAAAGAUGAUGGUGUGCGAUUUUGUCAACAAACAAAGUCAGCUUGGUUGGUCAGUAACUGUCCAACAACGGUAGAUUCAAAUAUUCCAACAAGCCUGGCAAGAUCAAUUUCAUGUGAUUUGAAAGAC